CCGCCGCCACGGCCCUGGCCCUGGCCCUGCCCGGCCGCUCCAUCCACCGCCACCCCGCUCCACUUUCCCCUAGGGCCCCCCCCGAGCGUGCACACACCGUCUCCCCCCUGGCACACGCACACUCGGGAGGGCGAGGAGCCGGAGAGGUCGCCGUCGCGUGACGGUCGCUUCGGGGAAACUCCGUCUUCCUCUGCCCGGGAUUCCCAUUCGCCUUCCUGCGUCUGUCUCCUCUCCCCUUGAUAUUUCUUUUCCGCUGCUGACGAAAACCGUGGAGCCCGUUCUGUAACCGUACAACCCAGUUAGACGGAGGAGUUUCGGCGACUAGGGCGAACUCGCUAAAGACGCGGAGCGGUCCGAGAGUUAGGAGCCUCGCGCGGUUAGGUGGGAGGCUUUCGACUCGAGGAUCGCGGGAGGCUGUGAAUGGCCGGGGCGGGGGCGUGGGUGGGCGUCGGCUGCCUCGUUUUCUGGGCCAUCUCCGCACUCCGACGGUUCUUGCACCUCCGAGAGCAGUGAAUUCGAGCGGCCCCUCGACUCGGAAGGCGAGCGAGAGUGACCGGGAUGUCCACUUCUCCCCGUCGAAGGUUGACCGGGCCGGGGUUUAAUCUGGAGGACUCUGAAACCUCGUCGCCUCUCGGAGCGAGCGCUCUCUGGGGCGGUGGAUCGGAAGUCCCAGAUGAAAGGAGAAAAGAAAUACGGCCGGGUCUCACCCAAGUUAAGGAGAACUGAGAGCGUCGGGCCGAACCGUUCCUUGGGUCGCCGCGUCGUGCCGCCGCCUCCGGACGGCCGCGUGUCGGUGCGGGAGCGUCGACCUGAUUCGGCCGCCACCCGUUGCGCCACAGGCUGCCGAAUCGGAAGAACGCGCGGGCUUCCGUCCGUGUGUAUUUGCCGUCCCGGCCGCUCCUCGGAACCUUUGGAGGGUUAACUGUGGAAGGGGUGUGUGAAAACCCGGGGGUUUAGUGUGUCUGUUCUUAAGCCGGCAUUUUAACGAGUCAGAACUGCAGAAAGAUUUCCCCUCCUAGGUCAAGUGGCCUAAAGGUGGUGAGACCCCAGAGCCUUCCGACUGAUGAAUCGGCGAUGGCCAGUUGGGCCCAACUCGAUCCGCCGCCGGGCUCGCUCUGCCCCUGGAGCCCAAAAAAACACCCAAAAAACAAAACCCGACGGUUCCUCGUGUUGUGAAGAUCACAGUGAUGAAAGGCAGCGCCCGAAAUAAGGAACAUUCAUCAGAAGGCGAAGGAGCUGGGAAAAGACCAAAGAGAAAGUGUCUCCAGUGGCAUCCGUUGCUGGCAAAGAAACUUCCAGACUUUUCCGAAGAGGAAGAAGAAGAAGAGGAAGAAGAAGAGAUCGAUAAAGUCCAACUCCUCGGUCCCGAUGGUCCAGAGCAGGAUGUGGACGAGACGGAAGAUGACGAGUCUUCGGAGCAGCGAGCUCGUCGACCAAUGAACGCCUUCCUCCUAUUCUGCAAACGCCACCGUUCCCUCGUGCGCCAGGAGCACCCCCGUCUGGAUAACCGCGGCGCCACCAAGAUCCUGGCUGACUGGUGGGCCGUCCUAGACCCCAAAGAAAAGCAGAAAUACACAGACAUGGCCAAGGAGUACAAGGAUGCAUUCAUGAAAGCAAAUCCUGGCUACAAAUGGUGUCCAACCACAAACAAGCCUGUGAAAUCCUCACCACCCGCUGUUACGACCCGAAAAAAGCUGUGGACCUGCCCGCCCGACUCCGUGAAGGAUCUCUCCGCUCCCAAGAAAGCAAAGGCCGAAGACAUGCCUCAGCUCAAUUUUGGGAUGGCGGAUCCCACCCAGAUGGGAGGUCUUAGUAUGCUACUCUUAGCCGGGGAGCACGCCCUGACUGCACACGAGGUUUCCUCAGGCACCUGCCGAUCCGAAGCUUCCGACCCCGUGGGAUCGUGCCGGAAGUCGCCGCUGUUUCAGUUUGCCGAGAUAUCGUCAAGCGCAUCCCAUCCCAGUGUCCCCGAGAACGUCAAGGCGCGGGAGGACUCCACCCUGUUCCAGUUUGCAGAGAUCUCCUCAAACACUUCGCAGCUGAGUGGUCCUGAGAAUGCAAAGCGCUGUGGAAAGUCUGCUCUCUUCCAGCUAGCGGAGAUUUCCACCAGUUUAUCACACUCAGGCCCUUCCGAUUUAUCAAAUCUGUACGGAGCAUCAGCUUUGUUACAGCUGGCGGAGAUGUGCCUGGCGUCAGAGCGGGUGAAGAUGGAAGAGUCGAGGGAGACGUCAAUAAAAGAACCUCGGGACGGCAGGAUGGGAGCCGGCGAGGCCGAAAGGGCCCCGAAGGAAAUCCAGGUGGCGAGACCGGAGGAGGCCGUAGCUCAAGAGCGGGCUGGAUUCGAGAACCGGGGCGACGAUAGGAUGCGAGGCGCCGGAGACGAGAGGAGUGUCGAGGAGGGAGGCCCGGAUAAAGAGCGGAAGACAAAGCUCGGGGAUCACGAGGUUGCCAAGAAGGAAGGAGCGGAGGGGGAUCUGAAAUGUGGCCUCUCGCUCUCGGUCACGAGCCGAUCCGUCGGAGACCAGAGUCCCGCCAGACAGGAUCACCUCUGCCAUUCCCGUCCGCCUUCGGCCCAAGGAGACGCCGAAGGGCAGGGCAGACCGGAGAAACUGAAAAAGAAGAAGAAAAAGAGCAAGGCGGACCGGCACGGGAACGAGAAAUCCACCCCCAAGAAGGCCGGUAAGAAGAGGCAGUCGUCGGAGUCCGACAUCGAGAGCGUCAUCUAUACGAUCGAAGCCGUCGCGAAAGGUGACUGGGGUGUGGAGAAGCUCGCGGGGGUCCCCCGGAAAAAAUUCCGCUCCCCCUCCGGCGGGAAGGGUGGAGGAGCGCAGGACCCCAAGCCACCAAAGAAGAAAGUGAAGUCGAAAGAGAAGAAGCUGUCCAAGGAGAGAUCCUCCGAGACCACCAAAGAGCUGAACCUUCCCGAUCUCGUUAGUAUUACUGCCAACAAGGAGGUGCCUUGCCCCGUGCUGGAGAGGGUGAAGCCGGAAGCGGCGCCCCCGGGGGAGGAGGUCCCUCCCCAGAGCCUGUCCGCCUCUCAGGCCAAGACAGAGGACAGUGACUGUAACCGCAAAAUCGAAACGGGCGGCUCCCGGAAAUCGGAGCGGACCUGCAAAGGGGCUCUGUACAAAACACUGGUGUCGGAGGGCAUGCUCACAUCCCUGCGGGCCAACGUCGACCGAGGUAAACGAAGCUCAGGAAAAGGUAACUCUUCGGACCACGAAGGCUGCUGGAAUGAAGAAAACUGGGCCUUCGCCCAGGGUGCGACCGGCGGAAGCAAGAAGCUGAAGAGGCCAAAGCCAAAGGAAGAAUUUGCCGUUGGCUUAGCCAAGCUGGAAGAGGAAUUUGAAAAAAAAUUCAACAGCCUCCCUCAGUACAGCCCCAUCACAUUUGACCGGAAAAGCGCUUCUGUUCCCAGAAAAAAGAAGAAGAUCGGAAAUGUAUCAGCGGAACAGCUGAAACCCAGCAAAGGUUCAAUCCAGUCUCAGAAAAAGCACCUAUUCCACAAAAUUGUCAGCAAAUAUAAGCACAAAAAGGAGAAGGCUAAUGUUCCAGAAAAAGCCAUAUUUCCCGAAGACAGAGCCCCGACGGAGCCUGCCCGCAAGAGUAAGAACGCUGCAGCGAUCCCGGACGGCGCGGAGCCGGCGGCCGCACACGAGCCCCUGGUCGGCAGCCAGAAGCGGAAAGCGAGGAAAACGAAGAUCACCCACCUCGUCAGGACGGCCGACGGACAGGUGUCCCCGGCCGGGGAGUCUCUAGAUGACAGAGCCAAGGAGCAACUGCAGAGCGAGCUUCCCAAGACGGCGGGCGCCGAGCCGGACGCCGGCGACGAGUUCCCCGGAGGCACCGAGGCGGAGGAGGCGCAUCACGUCGCAGACAUGCCGGCUGUGUCUGCCUUCUUCAGUCUCGCCGCCCUGGCUGAGGUGGCAGCCAUGGAGAAUGUGCACAGAAGCCAGAGGGGGUCUCCGUUGGCCCGCGACGGACAGCCGAAAGAAAGACCCCAGGCUCCCGUACUCAUCUCCUGCGCCGAUCAGUGAAUGCCCCACUUUAUUGUAAAACAGUGUGCUUUCCCGAUUAUC
Ornithorhynchus anatinus (platypus) is the source of this 4079-nucleotide messenger RNA. RefSeq names its product BBX high mobility group box domain containing (gene BBX). Lineage: Eukaryota; Metazoa; Chordata; Mammalia; Monotremata; Ornithorhynchidae. The record is from RefSeq and is a predicted model, not a curated record. Gene Ontology annotation, cellular component: nucleus. Gene Ontology annotation, biological process: regulation of transcription by RNA polymerase II. The transcript has 18 exons. The coding region runs from base 1188 to 4037 and encodes 949 amino acids. Gene Ontology annotation, molecular function: RNA polymerase II transcription regulatory region sequence-specific DNA binding; DNA-binding transcription factor activity, RNA polymerase II-specific.